AUGCCCCGCGCACCUCGUAGAGCCGCCAAUCCGGGCAGAGAUGGCACAACGACCACACCCACAAGACCAAUCGCAACCAACGCCAUCACCGCAGCCAUUCCUCCUUUCAUGCUUGAGACACCGCCACACGCGGCCUUCUUAACCACUCCCAUACCCCCGUCCAACAAUCCAGGCCAAGUCGCUGCCACCGGAACGAACGCUCCUCCUCGUCAUCACGGCCAACGCCAUCAGACACCCACCGACAAUGACAACGAUGGGCUAGAGACCUCACAGGUCUCACACAAUGCGUUAACGGCAGCUACUUCAGAGACGGGACAUAUAGAUGAACAGUCAUAUCUCGAGUCGAUUCAACAUGACGCUGAGGAUAUUAAGCAACUUAAAGGGUUGAGGGACAUCUCAUCUUUGGCUACAUGGACACUUUCAUCGGCAAAACCUGGUUGUGCUUUGGCCCAGCUGCGAAACCCAAGUCCGACCACCUUUUGGCAGAGCGACGGCCCUCAACCUCACACUCUGACACUACAUUUUUUCAAAUUGGUGGCCAUAGUCAAGAUGAGAAUACAUCUGGACUUUGAGUUGGAUGAAUCGUACACACCGACCAAGAUGAAAUUCUUCGCUGGCAUGUCCGAGGGUGGCUUGGUGGAGUUUGGGUCGUGGGAAGUCAUAGAAACUACAGACCCUGAGACCGGUGAAACUCAAAGCAGUAUUGAAGGCAUCAGGGGUUGGAUCGACAUACCAUUGAAAGGCGUUGGAGGGAGAGAAUCACGAUACCAUGAACACGAAGCUGGACUACUAAAUGAUGACCUUGAUGGACAAAUGACAGAUCAUAUGACCGAACCUAGGGAUGAGCUCGCAGGGGGCGAUGUGCUCAAAGCCAUGGUGGUACAGGUUCGCAUCUGCGAGAACCAUCAGAAUGGCAAAGACACCCACGUCCGAGGAUUUCAAGUCUUUGCUCGUGACACGAAUAAGAGUGGAGAGAUCCGGACUGUUACCCAAACUUCAAGCUCUUCGACAUUGAUCAUUGCCGCAAUCAAUCAUUUCCUGAAACUUAUCCACAACAUCUCUAGGGAUACCAUGCUCAGCCUCCGAUGGUCUCUGCUCCUUCUUCUCUCUUCAGCGAUAUCCUUACCAUGCGUGGUCUUGUUAACACAAACAGCCCCUAGGCUCCGAACCCAGCAGCAAUGUCAAGAUCUCAUGAAACAUGGUCGAUGGUCGGAAACUCUCUUCCACAGGUCCCAUCCACGCACCUGGAUACCAAAAAACUGUAUCCUGCAUACUCACACUACUCCCGAUACCCAAACCUGUCUCCAGACCCACCAGCUAGCCUUUCUAGGGGACUCUACCGCCAGGGAGGCAUUCUGGGCAAUAGCGAAAAAAUUGAAUGACACACACUUCCAAGAAUUGAGUACUGGUGUUGGAAAACACCAAGAUAUCACCUUUACGUCCGGUACAAUCAUUCUGAAGUUCUUCUGGGACCCUUUUCUCAACAACACCAACUUCAUUGAACAUUUUCAUGACCGGCAGCCCCCCCUCGCUGGAGGCAACACAUCUACGUUCAUUUUGGGUGCUGGACUGUGGCAUAUUAAGCAUCUCGGGGCUUCCUAUUCCUCUUCUUUCUCAGAAUCUCUGCUGCGAUCUCUGUCAUACACGUCAUCUCUGAGUGCAGAGACCUUACUGCUUCCCAUCUCUACCUCGACCAACCUGCAGGCCGUUGGGAGUAGUUUGCAAAUCUUCGAUCCAGCAAAGAUCAAUGAGCUGAACAGUGCCAUGAAUAAUCUUCCCCGCCAUACAUAUCACCAUCUUUAUGUCAAAAGCCUUCUCGGCGUCAAGAAUGGUGGUCCCUGGGUAUAUCAGGAAGAUGGAAUGCACCUAGUCGAUCAUCUUGCAACCUUGCAAGCAGAUAUUCUCCUCGGCUACAUCUGCAGAGGCCCCAAUCACAACUCACAACUACACCACCGACAGUCCCGAUGUUGCAUUCCACCCCCUUCUCCCUCUACCACACAACAGUUCAUAUUAUUCACAGCCCUCGUGGUCUUUAUUAUGGACAUGAUGCCGAGAAUUUUGAGUCCACUGCGUCGAAGACACGAUUUUUUCGCGGCCUCGCUUACAAACCACAUUCCUGGGGAAACCAUGCAGGGAGGUGCACUAUUGGCCUUUGUUUUGCUGUACUGUUUCGUGGCUGAUCGAACAACGUUCCUGGCUAGUUCGCCCAAGGUUAUGGAUAAGGAUGCUUUCAUCACCCUGCUACUCACGACUUUCGUCCUUGGAUUCGCAACGAUGACACAAGAUGUCUCGAAGGCCAAUCCAACUGGCAGUCUGAUAGCCGCCCAGCCCUAUCAAAUUCUGAGCCGAAGUCAAACUGACGAGUGGAAAGGAUGGAUGCAGACGGUGAUCCUGUUGUAUCACUUUUUUGGCAUGUCGAAAGUCUUAUGGUCAUAUCAGCUUGCUCGACUCCUAGUGUCAUGCUACCUCUUUAUGACAGGGCAUGGUCAUGCAAGCUAUUUCAUUCGAACUGGCGAUUUUUCCCUGCAAAGACUGUUGACAGUGUUAUUGAGGACGAAUCUCCUGAGUAUAAUGCUUGCUUUUGUCAUGGAUACUCACUAUGAUCUCUACUACUUCCCCGUCCUGACGAGUAUUUGGUUUCUCAUCACAUACAUCACCCUGUUUCGAUCUUCGCAGACCCGCCAUAUCAGAGACACGGUAUGGCGAAUAUCAAUUUCGUGUCUUUGUUUCAGGACAGCUCUUGUCAUGGAGAGCGAGGUUCGAACGAUUGCCGAAAGACUUGUUCCUGCAAAGCUUAGCCUCCUGCACAUCAACGGAAGAGAGCUUGUGUUCAGAUUGAAACUUGACGCCUAUGUCGUUUAUGCUGGAAUGCUUAUGGCAGUAGUACAGGCCAACCACGAGCUUUUCAGAGGCCAAUCCUUGUUGAAUAGACUCGGACUCUUCUGUGGGUCUUUUAUGCGAAUAGUGCCAAAUUCCCUGACCGUGCUGGGACUAUUAGGUCUAUUCAUGUACAGCAUUCUCUGUGCCUGCUUCAAGGACAAGUAUGCUUACAGCCGGUGGCAUCCGAUGCUAUCACCAUUUGCUGUCCUGUCAUACGUUGCACUAAGAAACUCUCAUCAGAAGAUUCGCAAUCAUCAUAGCCGAGUCUUUGCCUGGUUUGGUCGUUGUUCACUGGAGACUUUUAUGCUGCAAUAUCACAUUUGGUUGUGCGACGACACUAAAGCGCUGCUUCGCUUGAGGCCGCUGGACUUGCUACGAGUACACGGGUCAAGUGGCAUUGGAUAUUGGGAAGAUUUGCUCGAAGUCGUCAUAACAACGUCGAUAUUCCUGUGGACAAGUUCGGCGUCAUCUCGUGCCUUGUCCAUGAUUGUGGCCAAGACCAUAGGGACUGCAGAAGGCUGCAUACCGAACACACAAGAUAAGAAAGGUGGCCAUGUGAUGCAUCAUCUGCACCAAGUCCUGGGGAGGGACAGUCGUCGCCUAAAGUACAACCUUGUCGUUAAGUCGGCGGUGGCAUUGCUGUCACUAUGGCUGCUAAACGUCAUGUACGAAAUUCUAUAA
Messenger RNA from Exophiala mesophila, 3561 nucleotides. RefSeq lists its product as uncharacterized. The coding region runs from base 1 to 3561 and encodes 1186 amino acids. Gene Ontology annotation, biological process: anaphase-promoting complex-dependent catabolic process; protein K11-linked ubiquitination. Gene Ontology annotation, cellular component: anaphase-promoting complex. The record is from RefSeq and is a predicted model, not a curated record. Lineage: Eukaryota; Fungi; Ascomycota; Eurotiomycetes; Chaetothyriales; Herpotrichiellaceae. The transcript has 3 exons.